Molecule: messenger RNA, 897 nt
Organism: Saccostrea cuccullata (small rock oyster)
Lineage: Eukaryota; Metazoa; Mollusca; Bivalvia; Ostreida; Ostreidae
Exons: 4
Coding region: 1-690 (229 amino acids)
Source: RefSeq, a predicted model, not a curated record
AUGGAGGAACUUUUGAAAAAUGAAACGGUCAAGAAAAAAAUUAAGGGGCUUUCCAUUGAAAUACGGAAAGCCUUCAUUGAAUCUCUACUUGACUUAUUUGAACAAGAGACAGAAGACAUGAUAGACGCUAUUGAAGAAAGCAGGAUGGAACUUCGGGGAACCAUGCUGGAUUUUGAAGACGAAACCGAACAACUGAGAGCCGAGUCUCGAAUGCUUGAACAACGACGAAUUGAAUACGAAAAGCAAGCGGUCGAUAAGUAUCUGGAAAAGAAAGGACGAAAAAGUCAAGCUUCCAGAGCCUCUUCUAGAAUUUCAAUCGUUAACGAAAGAGAUGAUGCUAGAAGUCGAGCAGCUGUGGUGGACUAUAUCCGGAAAAAGAAGGACAGGACCGGAAGUUCUCUCAGUGUUCACAGUAACCCGAGCAUACAUUCCCCUAACAAUGAACGUCCUGUUAGCGUUAUCAGUUCCAGAAGUUUACCCACACCCGUCAUGUCACAGAAAACCAUCGAAGAGGAGACUGAUUUGAUAAUGAAGAACAUGGCGGCUGCGGACCAUCAGAUGGAGUAUCAGAGACACCGUCACGCCGAGAUGUUAGAGAAGAGGCGACAGGAACGGGCAGUCAAAAAGAAGACCACAGAAGAGAAGGCCUUGGAAUUACUGGAGAAGGCCCUACUGGUGGACAAACAGUAAGUAUACAGAGAGAGCCUUAGAAUUACUGGAGAAAGCCCUACUGGUGGACAAACAGUAAGUAUACAGAGAAUGCCUUAGAAUUACUGGAGAAGGCCCUACUGGUGGACAAACAGUAAGUAUACAGAGAAGGCUUCAGAAUUACUGGAGAAGGCCCUACUGGUGGACAAACAGUAAGUAUACAGAGAAGGCUUCAGAAUUACUGGAGAA